Centropristis striata (black sea bass) is the source of this 1596-nucleotide messenger RNA. RefSeq names its product BRF2 RNA polymerase III transcription initiation factor subunit (gene brf2). Bases 64 to 1419 code for a protein of 451 amino acids. The record is from RefSeq and is a predicted model, not a curated record. Gene Ontology annotation, biological process: transcription initiation at RNA polymerase II promoter; transcription preinitiation complex assembly. Gene Ontology annotation, cellular component: nucleus; transcription preinitiation complex. Gene Ontology annotation, molecular function: TBP-class protein binding; RNA polymerase II general transcription initiation factor activity. Lineage: Eukaryota; Metazoa; Chordata; Actinopteri; Perciformes; Serranidae. The transcript is spliced from 4 exons.
GGAGGUGUUCAGACAAACAUUAGUCUUAUCUUGUAGUUUCUUCCUCUCCACUGUUGUUGGAUCAUGUCUGCGGGUCUGAGCUGUCCGGGCUGCGGCUCCUCAAACAUUGUGGAAGAUGAUCUUUACUGUCAGGCCCAGAUGGUGUGUGUGGACUGCGGCUCUGUGGUGUCUGAGGGAGUCCUGGCUAAUGAACCCGUCGGAGGUUCAGAUGUCAUGUACAGCCAGACCACAGCAGUGUCCAAAAAGCCAUGUAGGAACCUGAUAAAAGGUGUGCAGCGUGUGAGAGCGAUAUGUCGGAUUCUCCGAGUCAACAGUGAGAUCGAGAAUCUGUCGCAGACUUAUUACAAACAGGCCUAUGAGCACAAAAGUUUAAUCCAAGUGAGGCUCCAGAAGAAAGAUGUCCUCGGUGGCUGCUGCGUGCUGGUAAGCUGCAGACUGCUCAAUUGGCCCAUCACCAUGGGAACCAUCAGCUGUCUGGUGGAUGCCGACCCGGCGGUGGUGGGAUCGGUUUACCUAGAGAUGGUCAAGAUUCUCAGCAUUGAGGCUCCGAUCUUCAACGUCAUAGAUGUGAUGGAGUCCCACUGCCAGGAGUACAAAAUUAGCUCACUUCAUGUUGCUGAAGAACUGGCUGAGAACACCAAGGACUUGACCAAGCGAGCCGUGGCCCUGGUGGAGCUGGCAGCAGAAUCCUGGAUUGUGACUGGCCGUCGGCCCAUCCCCAUCAUGAUGGCGGCGGUCUAUCUGUCCUGGCAGUCCUUGAAACCCAACAAGUACCGCUUGAAAACUUCUCUGGAUACAUUUUGUCACAUUGCCAAAGUGAAUAAGCACAAACCUGCUUUGAAAAGAAUAAUUGAGAUGAAGGAGGUGCUGUGUAAGCUGGGUAAGGAGAUUCCCUGGGUCGGGGCGGUGGUGACGCCAAACAACGUGGUUCUGCUGGUAGGAGAUAUUCUAAAGAACAAGCACACCCUGCUAAGGAGGGCUCUGAAAACCCACGAGGAUGUUUUGCUGGCAGAGUGUCUGACUAGCUUCGAGGACUCUCUAACUGAGGAGACCGCUCCCUCCGACAUCUCUGAGCUUGAAGAGGAGGAUCCAAACACAUCCUCUGUGGAAACAUGUGAACUGAAUGCUGAGAGGGCCCAGCAAACAGGAGCUGGACAUGAUAAUCCAUGCACGGUGCCUGAGCUGCACAGAGACACUCUGGAGAGCCCAGAUCCAGAACCAAACUGGGGGAAGAGAGUGCUGUUUGCUCCUCCGUGUGUGAUUCAUGCCAAGAGAAGGAGAGUGCAGCCUGAGCUCAAAGAUGUAACUGGUGAUGAAGAAAUCUCUGACAGCGAAAUUGAAUCAUACAUCCGUACUCCUCGGGAAGCUCGAGAAUUUGCGCUGACUCAGAAAAUGCUUUCUGAGAGUGGGAAAUUAUAAUAUGCUAUGCAUUAAAACCAGACUAUUCUAAGUCUGUUCUAAGUACUUAUUACAUAAGAUUUUAGUUUAUAAGAGAUGCUGCAAACUUUAAGUUUAAUUCAGUAGCAGAUUAUGCUUGUUUUUGUUUUUGUGUAUACCUUCUUCAGUUUCAAAUAAAGUUGUGUUGAACUGGUGAAA